Molecule: messenger RNA, 2405 nt
Organism: Portunus trituberculatus (swimming crab)
Lineage: Eukaryota; Metazoa; Arthropoda; Malacostraca; Decapoda; Portunidae
Gene: Nf-YB
Product: nuclear transcription factor Y subunit B-1-like
Exons: 5
Coding region: 240-1157 (305 amino acids)
Biological process (GO): regulation of transcription by RNA polymerase II
Cellular component (GO): CCAAT-binding factor complex; nucleus
Molecular function (GO): RNA polymerase II cis-regulatory region sequence-specific DNA binding; DNA-binding transcription activator activity, RNA polymerase II-specific; protein heterodimerization activity
Source: RefSeq, a predicted model, not a curated record
GGGGACAGUGCUGGGGAAAGCAGUCAUAAUGGGCAGCAGGAAGUUUCUGUAUAGAGGUGACUGAUGAUAGUGACUCGUGAGUAGAAAAUGUUGGCAGCCCUUACCGUUUGUUUACCUCGUGAUGGCUGCAGUCAAACACUGGUGUCGAGACUGUUGAUUCCCACUUACCGUAGAUACUCAACCAGUUCUAUAGCUGCGAACGAGUUUAUGGAGCACCAGGGUUCAAAUACUAAUAAAAUAUGAAAAAGAUAAGUGCCAAAUGCCAAAUUAGAGGGGACACCUGUAUACCUGGUGAAGAUAACCUACCUGUGGGUGACGAAGGAAGAGGUGAUCAUAAUGUUGAGUCUUCACCUCCUGUCCACCUGGGGAACGUUGGAGUCAAACUGGAGAAUGAGGGGCGUGUGGAAGGCCCCGCAGGACUGCUAGAGACUGUGGAGGAGGUAGUGGAGGCGCCUUGGGAGGAAAUAUCGGGACCAGACCUCUCUCAAGCUUAUGUGGUUGAUUUAACCCAGCAAUUCAAUCGCAUUUUCGUCCAAACAUCAUUUAAUAGCUUUAAAGAGAAACAGCAGCAACAGUCCGGAAGCAGCAGCAAGAUGGAAGGAGCUGAGAGUGAUGACAUUGGAGCUUCUUUCCUGACCUCAGAUCAGUACAUGGUGGAGGCUCACAGCGUGCACAGCCAGCAGCAUGAAGAUGAGGAGAAGGAAGAAUUGCCACAUGUGCUGCGGGAACAAGACCGUUUUCUUCCCAUUGCUAAUGUGGCGAGGAUAAUGAAACGAGGCAUCCCCAAGACUGGCAAAAUUGCAAAGGAUGCACGGGAAUGUGUACAAGAGUGUGUGAGUGAGUUCAUCAGUUUUGUGACGAGUGAAGCCUCAGACAGGUGCCAUCAGGAAAAGAGGAAGACAAUAAAUGGGGAAGACAUCUUGUGGGCGAUGAAUGCACUUGGCUUUGAGAACUAUGUGGAGCCAUUGAAGAUAUAUCUUCAGAAGUUUAGAGAGUCAACAAAAGGAGACAAACCAUUGGAAGGAUCAGUUGAAAGCUCAUAUGAAGUUGAAUUUGGGAAUAGCAUGCCCACCUUUACCACUGACCAUGUUAGCCAAUCGGAAAUAGUGUGUACCUAUGGUCCUGGCCAGGUGACUCAACAGUUCACUCUAGGCUGAGAAUAGAUACUGCUAUAGGUGUUACUGUGUGUGUGUGUGUGUGUGUGCGUGGGUGUUUGUGUGCUUGUGCGUAUGUAUUCAUGAGUGAAAUUAAUACUAUGUAGGGCAGAGGUGAAGAACUAAUGUGUUGUAUAUUUUCUUACUUGACUAUUUAUGAUCCGAGUAUGAGUGUGUGUGUGUAGAUGUGUGGUUUGUAUGCACAUUUCAAUAUUCCUAACAUUCAUACUGUCUGCCCUGAAGAAGGAAGAACUAGAGUGCUUAGGCUAUGUUCAGCUGAUUUUUGUAAACCAACAAUGAGUCACUUCAUUAUUUCCAGACUCCUAGAGAGAAACCAAAUGUUCCUUAAAUUUUUACAUUGAGGUCUCAGGGAAAGUAUUGUGUACUUACCGUAGUGAGGCAGUCUGUUUGCAUUCCCUCAAGACGAGGUUAAAUGCACCACAAUAUGCACCAUAAUCAACAAAUAUCCCACUCAGCAAACAAAGCCUGUAUCAAAAAACACAGGGUGGUCCAAAAGUCUUGGAAGAUAGAUAUUAAUCUUCAAACCAGCAGCCAGAUUGAAUCCAAAUCACUGUUGUUGUUUCAUUCAUGAGUCAUCUUAGGUUGUGCAGUGAUGUUUUUCCAUAGUAUCUUACAUUGUUUUUGUGGGUUAUCAAGAAAUAUACCUGUUGUGUGCUUUCUCAUUAUAACUUUUGUGCUAUAGGUUUAUGAAAUACUAUAAAUGCUUGUAGAUCACCAGCUGUGUUGCAGUUAAUGCAUACAUGAAGAAAUGGGGUUGUAUUCAAUCACCAGUGAGUUUUUACUGUGUAAUUUUACUUGGUGUGGACACUGGUUCUUAUCUAUCCCAAUCUCCUUUUCCUGGUUUAAAAAGGGAAAAGUUUGGUUUCUUUGUUUCUUUAUUUGUGGUUUUUCAAGUGCCCUGUCCAUAUGUCUGAUACAUUUUUUUUAAGAAUGACUUCAUGUGUGCAUAAAAUCUACUCGGUUUCUGAAUUUGAUCAAGUUAGGAAUGGUGGGCAAGAGUUUGCAAAAUAUUGGACAGUACUUAAAACACUACAUGUGUACCAUUGAUUAUUGUAUUGAAAUGGCUUAUACCUUUGCGAAGGUAUCAAGGUAAUUUAGAAGACUUCUGGCCACCCUGUGCAGUGUUUUAGUAAUAAGUGUGUGUUGGGGAAGGCAACAGAAUCACAGACUUGGUCCUCCCAUAAAGUUAUGUUGAAUGUUGUUAUUUCACAUAAACUUUGAUUUAUUCAA